This is a messenger RNA of Brenthis ino (lesser marbled fritillary), 1311 nucleotides long. Lineage: Eukaryota; Metazoa; Arthropoda; Insecta; Lepidoptera; Nymphalidae. The record is from the annotation of a GenBank genome assembly.
AUGAGUGAAGAUUCUUCCGAAUUAUCUGAUUCCUCUUCUUGCUCGAGUUCCCAUAACGUGGAAACUGUGGCAGUGGAGAUUCACGAGCAGGAGCCGCAACGGGCCAAGUCAAGUGCCCUGCCAACCACGCCUGCUGCUUACCAAACACAGCGAAAACGGAAGCGUUCAGGCUCAAAGGAGCGCAGUGAAAAAAAGAGAAAACGUUUGAAGAAACCAUACAUUAUUUGGCUCAACAAUGCUUACGUGCCUGACCAAGGACAAAACCUAGAUAUUGAUUCAGAUAUUAGUGCAGAUGUUAGUGGUGAACUAUAUACCCAUGAGAAUUGUACGCAGGAGCCAGUGCAGACUUCUGAAUUGCCCGCUCGCGUAAAGUUAAUUAAUUCAAUACAACAUUUUGAUACUGAAGAUUGGAACACCGUACGCUAUGCAGAAGUGCAAAAGCAGUACUGUUCUGCUCCGGGUUUUACAUAUUUAGAGACUAAUGAAGAAAUCCAAUCAUAUGAUAAAUAUUCAUCUCUUGCGCUUAUUGAGCGGGGUUUCGCUGCCAUUACACAGGCUCUUAUUAUGCAAAAUGAAGCCGCACAGAGCGCUUUUACAGCUUUAAUUGAGUGGGCAAGAUUCUCGGGUAAUAAUAUCACUGCUAAAUCACUGCAUGAAAAAGUGAAUGAAUUAUUUAUAAAAGGAAAUUUUCAAAAAAUUUGUAGCGAUGUUUUACAGUUAGCUUGUGGUCACAGAGCUGAAUUAGUACAACAAAGGCGUGAUAAUAUUUUGCGUUCAGUAAAAGAUAGUUUUUUGAAGUCAAGUUUACGUAAAAUCCCUCCCACUAGUGAGAAUCUUUUUAAUAAGGAAUCUUUCUCUACUGCUAUCGAAAAAUCUGGGGGUAUGUCUAAAGUUUUCUGGCCGCUCCGAGCGCCGACACAAAAUAAAGCUGCUUUGCAAGCACAGCCCCAUCAGCAGACUCAGGUCACACCUAGUCAUGCAAUGAAAAUGCCUAGUGCAGUUAAUUAUCACUAUCCUCAAUUUGAUUAUAUAAAUAGGCCACCUUUCCAAGGUGCCUGGAAUACUUUUAAUGUUAAUAGUCAAGGACGAGAAUACGUCCGCCCUACCUUUAGAUCAAAUCAGCUGCAACAAUUAAGGCCCUUUCGUCAAAGGCCAGGAUCACAAAAUUUUCAAAAUUCAGAGAUGUACUUAAACGCAGGUAGGGGAUCAAAUAAACAAUCUGUUCAGUCAGGAUCACGAUUGACUCUGCCCCAUUCCGCGCGGGUCGCUUACCGAAAUUCCUGGAACAUUGGAAAUACCUACAAGCGCCUC